This is a messenger RNA of Recurvomyces mirabilis, 1659 nucleotides long. RefSeq lists its product as uncharacterized. The transcript has 2 exons. NCBI's taxonomy places the organism in Eukaryota, Fungi, Ascomycota, Dothideomycetes, Mycosphaerellales, Teratosphaeriaceae. The record is from RefSeq and is a predicted model, not a curated record. The coding region runs from base 1 to 1659 and encodes 552 amino acids.
AUGAAGCAGCUGAUCGCAGUUUCAUGUCUUAUUUCAGUUCCCUCCUGGCGUGACAAUGCUCACGCGCUCGAUCCUGUCUUGGACAGCAUUGAAUCUACUCUUACGGAUUUGGCAUCGAACAGCCGAUACAAUACCACAUCUUUCUCCGUCGAAGUCACGUCGCAGACGGAAACGUUAUGGACGUAUUACCAUACUGCUCGUGAGCACAACGAAACCCGCCCUGGGACUACUCAUGUCAGCGGUCAAAGCCAGUACCGCAUAGCAUCCAUGACCAAGACCUUUACUGUCCUUGGAAUCCUGUAUCAGCAUGCUGCUGGGAAUCUCAGCUUAGACAGCCCUGUGAACCAGUAUAUCCCCGAGCUAUCUGUUCCUGACAGUGGUUCCAUACCAUGGAAAGAUAUCACUCUUCGCAGCCUAGCCAGUCAACUGUCUGGCAUACCCCGCGAGAUGGACCAGGCUGACAUCUUCAGCGAGGUCUCUGAUCCUACCAAGCUGGGCCUACCACCGGUGGAUACAAAAGGUCUGCCGGACUGCUACGAGUACAACGACCAUAAACCCUGUAAUCGCACACAGCUACUAGAAUACUUCUUGAAGAAACAACCACUAUUUGCGCCGAACCAGAAGAGCACUUAUAGUAAUGUCGCCUUCGAGCUUCUUGGCCUCGUUCUGCAGAACGUCACUGGCUUGCCAUAUGAGGAGUACAUGGAUCUAGCAAUCUUCAAGCCCUUGAACAUGUCAUCGACUACUCUCAGCAAGCCUUCAGAUGAGAAUGCUGUCUUGCCAGUGGGGGGGUACUUCUGGGAUGUAGAUGAGGGGAUUCACAAUCCUACGGGAGGGAUUUACAGCAGUUCCACUGACAUGAGCGCUUACUGCCGCUACGUCUUGACUCAUUACAACGCACUUGCCACUGGAGUCAAUUGGUUCAUGCCAGCAAGCUGGGGCACAAAUCUGCAGAACUUCUACGGAAUGCCUUGGGAGAUCUUUCGAACGGUCCAGAUCCUUGAGGAGACCAUGAGGCCAGUGACCUUUGUAACGAAGGCAGGAGGUGUGCCAAUGUACUUUUCCCGCAUAUCACUGAUGCCAGAGUAUGGUCUUGGUCUCACCAUCCUCGUGGGUGGAAGCAACCUUAUCCUCGAACAGAUCCAAGAAGCUGUCAGCGUGCCACUCGUCCGCGCCGCAGAAGCUGCAAUUUGGGAUGAUGUGGAGUCUGCAUACACAGGCUCAUACACUGCCAUUGAGCCACCGCAUCUGAACUCAUCUGUCACAUUUGCGGCACAUUCGUCGCUAGGGUUGACCCUGGAGACCUUCAUCUCGAAUUCUACGGACGUCUUCGACACUCUUCUACCAGCGUUUGCUGGCGUGAAGUCUGGCGAAUCCUGGCAUGCACAACUUCAGCCGACCCUGCUCUACAAGAACGAAACCACACAAGGAGGAGAGAUCUGGCGAUUGUUAAUCGUCUCAGAACGAACUGGGAAGGAAAAAGUAUGGGACGACUUCUGCAACACGGAUGUUGAUGUGGCGAGUUAUGCCGGUCUGCCGAUCAACGAGGUGGUGUUCUGGCAUGACGAGAAGGUGGUCGAGCUGCCGGCUUGGAGGGUGAAGCUGAGGCGUGACGAUAACGAGGUCAAAGAUCUUGAGAAGCUUGUCGUCCAGAAUUGA